Molecule: messenger RNA, 1629 nt
Organism: Thalassophryne amazonica
Lineage: Eukaryota; Metazoa; Chordata; Actinopteri; Batrachoidiformes; Batrachoididae
Gene: oxa1l
Product: OXA1L mitochondrial inner membrane protein
Exons: 13
Coding region: 28-1629 (533 amino acids)
Biological process (GO): protein insertion into mitochondrial inner membrane from matrix; mitochondrial respiratory chain complex IV assembly
Cellular component (GO): mitochondrial inner membrane
Molecular function (GO): membrane insertase activity
Source: RefSeq, a predicted model, not a curated record
UGGCCCUCUCGCUCUCCGUAUGUCGUCAUGAACAUGGCGGCUGCCGUCCGUUGCGGGGUGACUCCGAGUUGUUUAAUAAAAUGUUUCUUCAGACCAACUGGAAAAACGAGACGAGGCCUCCGGCUGCUCACAGACUCAGAGGACCACCGUUUUCUACGGAGAUCACAUCUGCACACAGUUUCCGAGUGCAUCACCAGGCCUCUGUUGGGCCGGACAAAGCACAAGAAAUCUUUCUGGGUCAGCGCCGUGGCUGUCAGGCACAACAGCUCACAGAUCCCACCUGAUGCUGGAAAUGUGUCAGUCUCUGAAAGUCCUCCAAUCACAGAUUCCUCCACCAUCACGCUGCCUUCUGACUCCACCCCUGUCACUGCCCAGCCAAUCACUGAACAGAUUAAACUGGAAGCAGCUUCUGCUGUUCAACCAGCUUCCUCUGCUCAGCCUUCGGUCUUGGAUUCACCUCCUGACCUUUUGCCCUUUGACAUCACCUCGGUCCUACCACACACAGCUGUUGAGCAGGUGACUGAGGCUCUGCCCACUGCAGUGGAGGUGCUGCAGGCUGCAGGAACAGAGCCCACUUUAGCAGAGCUCGGCCUAGCUUCCUACACACCAGUGGGACUAAUCCAGAACCUUUUGGAGAUGAUUCACGUGGACCUGGGUUUGCCCUGGUGGGGGGCCAUCAUUGCAGGAACCGUGCUGGCCCGUUUGGCCAUGUUUCCUGUCAUCGUGAAGGGCCAGAGGGAGACGGCCAAGAUGAACAACGUGCUGCCUGAGAUGACCAAACUCACCGAGAGGAUGAAUGACGCCAAGCGAAGUGGAAACAAAUUUGAGUUUGCCAGGGCGUACUCCGAUCUGAUGCUCUUUCAGAAAAAGCACGACGUAAGUCCUCUACGGGGCUUCCUGGUUCCUCUAGUCCAGGCACCGGUCUUCAUGUCUUUCUUCAUUGGGCUGAGGAAAAUGGCAUACCUCCCUGUGCCCAGCCUGCAGACAGGAGGCGCGCUCUGGUUCUCAGACCUGACGGUGGCAGAUCCUUUCUACAUCCUGCCUCUGGCCGUCACUGGAACCAUGUUUCUCAUCCUGGAGCUGGGGGCGGAGUCUGGUGUUGAUAAUCCUAAUCUGCGCGGUUUGAGGACUGUGUUCAGAAUUAUGCCUUUUGUCAUUCUCCCUCUAACCAUCAGCUUCCCCACGGCUGUUUUUACCUACUGGUUAACAUCUAAUUGCUUCUCGCUGGGCCAAGUCACCCUGCUCAAACACCCCUGGGUCAGAAAGAAACUCAAGAUCCCAUUGAUGGUGGCCCACCCCGCCUCCUCUCUGCCCCAGAAUGAAGGUUUCAUCGCAAACAUCAAGAAAGGCUGGAAAAACGCUGAACUGGCCCAGCAGCUGGAAGAGCGAGAGCGGAGAAUCAAGAACCACUUGGACAUCGCUGCCAGAGGUCCACUCAGGCAGACGUUUGCCCACAAUCCCAUGCAGCAGACCCCAGCCGCGGCCACAACGACACCAACACACAAAGGCGAGGUGAAGCUUAUAGGAGACGUUAGUUCACAAACCUUGUGGAAGAAGCAGAUCAGUGACGUGCGGCUUCAUGAAAGAGUGACUGACUGCACAGGAAGGACAAUAAAGGUGAUUAAAUGA